Molecule: messenger RNA, 1923 nt
Organism: Rubroshorea leprosula
Lineage: Eukaryota; Viridiplantae; Streptophyta; Magnoliopsida; Malvales; Dipterocarpaceae
Source: the annotation of a GenBank genome assembly
CUUUCGCUCUCCCUAUUCCGUUCUGGCAACCACCACCAUGAAAUUCUCUUAAAAUAGAAAACAAAGGACGAUUUUUUAUUCUUCUUCCUCGAAUUCGUUUUGUUUUGAGAAGAAAAAAAUGGUUUCUGUGGAAGAUUCGAACGCUAAUUCGAAUCGGUUUCCGUUGUCUAGAAACUUCUACACUCCAUCCUCCGCUUCCACCACCAAAAUCCACCGUCAUAUCGGCCGUUCCAUGCGCACCAUACGGUCCAACUUCAAUCAGACCGAUAACAGCUGCUGCUCCUUCACAAGCUCCGCCCCGGAGAAUUCUGGAUUCGUUUCCGAGAACCUGACGGAAUCUGUCAUCGAUAUGCGGCUCGGUGAACUCGCCGCGAAGAGAAACAGCAAGUCGGUGACGUCUGAGUCGGAAAACGAGGAGUUCUUGGAUAUUUCACAGGCUUUCAGUGAUUUCUCGGCUUGUAGCAGUGAUAUCUCCGGAGAGCUACAGAGGUUAGCGAGCUUACCUUCGCCUGAAAACGCGUUGAGAAAUGGUGCGGAGCCGGAGAUAGAGCCCGACGAGCCUUGUCACGGCUUUUUACAGAGAGAGGAGUUCUCUGCUGAAAUUAUUGAGAGUAUUUCGCCGGAGGAUCUCCAACCGACUGUCAAGAUCUGCAUUGACGGCCUGCUCUCUUCGUCCAUUGCGGUGAAGCGAUCCGCCGCGGCGAAGUUGAGGUUGUUAGCCAAAAACCGCUCGGAUAAUCGGGCGUUGAUCGGGGAAUCCGGUGCAGUUCCUGCUCUAAUUCCGCUUCUGCGGAACAGCGAUCCUUUGACUCAGGAGCACGCCGUCACGGCGUUGCUUAACAUCUCCCUCUAUGAAGGCAACAAAACCUUGAUCGCAAAUGCCGGAGCUAUAAAGUCUUUAGUCUAUGUUCUCAAGACUGGAACUGAAACUUCGAAGCAAAAUGCGGCGUGUGCGCUUAUGAGUUUGGCUUUGAUUGAAGAAAACAAGAGUUCGAUCGGAGCAUGCGGGGCAAUCCCACCGCUGGUGUCGCUUCUAAUGAACGGGUCAAACAGGGGGAAGAAGGAUGCACUGACGACGCUGUAUAAACUGUGUUCGUUGAGGCAGAACAAGGAGAGGGCUGUGAGCGCUGGGGCGGUGAGGCCACUUGUGGGAAUGGUGGCGGAGCAGGGGACUGGGAUGGCAGAGAAGGCGAUGGUGGUCCUCAGCAGCCUGGCUGCCGUCGAAGAGGGGAGGGAAGCGAUCGUAGAGGAAGGGGGAAUUGCUGCUCUCGUGGAGGCAAUUGAAGAUGGCUCUGUGAAGGGGAAGGAAUUUGCAGUGUUGACCCUGUUGCAGCUGUGUGCUGAUAGCCUUAGCAAUCGUGGAUUGCUAGUCAGGGAAGGCGGGAUCCCUCCCCUCGUCGCCUUAUCUCAGACUGGCAGCAUUAAGGCUAAGAAUAAGGCUGAAACACUUCUUGGGUACCUGAGAGAACCAAGACAAGAGGCCUCUUCAUCCAGUCCUUGGAGGGAUGUAGUCUAAAUACUCAGAGAGGUGACUAUAUUAGGUUGUUGGUUGGUUUAUAUGUAUAUAUAGGGGAUGUUCUUUUAUGUACAGUGUGGGAGAUAAAUUUGAGGAGAGUGAUUGUAGAAGUAAAAAAAAAAAAUUAAAAAGGGAAUUAGGGAAGCCUAGGGUGCAAGAGACUGACCUUUUACCAUUUUAGAUGGAUCAUUUUAACUAGGUCCGGGUCAUUUUUGUUCCUUCAUUUUGACAUGUAUUUCUGGGGCGAAAUGUGUGUGGUUUUGGUUGAUGAUAUUUGGGUUAUUUCCCCAUGUUUUCUUUAGGUGACCCAAAUUCUAUUAUAUGGGUCUAAUGACUACUACUGAUUGUCUGCUUUUUUAAUUAGUAACUAUGGAAAUCAUGCAGAUAUACUCCUAGCAUUUUGUUUU